This is a messenger RNA of Neoarthrinium moseri, 714 nucleotides long. RefSeq lists its product as uncharacterized. Gene Ontology annotation, cellular component: ESCRT I complex. The transcript has 3 exons. Gene Ontology annotation, biological process: protein transport to vacuole involved in ubiquitin-dependent protein catabolic process via the multivesicular body sorting pathway. NCBI's taxonomy places the organism in Eukaryota, Fungi, Ascomycota, Sordariomycetes, Amphisphaeriales, Apiosporaceae. Gene Ontology annotation, molecular function: protein-containing complex binding. The record is from RefSeq and is a predicted model, not a curated record. The coding region runs from base 1 to 714 and encodes 237 amino acids.
AUGAUAUCGAGGCAGGCAUAUGCCCCGACACCCCACAGCUAUGUUCCCAACACCACCCUGUCGGCGACUAUUGACCUCGACGAGGAGGUGAAACUGGCCGAAAGUCGCGCAGAGCGUGAUCUACAUGACUCGCUUGCCGAGAUCUUCUCCAUCAUUGUGACGCUUGACGAGCUGGAGAAGGCAUUUCUGAAGGAUGCUAUCCCCGAGGCAGACUACACAGAAAUCUGCGAGCGUUCACUGAAGCAGUACAAGUCCAUAUUGGCCGAUGAGACUGUGGCAAAGGCCUUCGUCGGCCUGGAGGAGUUCAAAGCCGAGUGGGAUCUCGAGGUUCCGCGAGCGACGGAACGUCUCAAGGUUGGCAUGCCGUCGACCGCAGUUAACGCCUCGACUGGUGCUGCUCCCACUCCGGCUUCGACGACUAGCAACAAGUCGGGUGCCCUGAUCCUGGAGGCCACCCAGGACUUCAUCACGUUCCUGGACGCUCUGCGCUUAGGUCUGUUGGCCAAGGACCAGCUACAUCCGCUCUUGACGGAUGUGAUUCAGAGCGUCAAUAAAGUGACAGACCGUGAUUUCGAAAACAGAGGGAAAAUCAUCCAGUGGCUCAUCACCCUCAAUCAGAUGAAGGCGACCGAAGAGCUGAGUGAGGAUCAGUCCCGCGAACUCGAGUCGGAUAUCAAUUCGGCGUACAUGGGCUUCAAGAAUAUCUUGACAUAA